AUGGGUGAUAGUUACGUGGCUAGAGACCGUGAUCGGGAUUAUUACGAUCGAUCUCGAGAUUCGAGGGACAGAUCACGGCCUCAAAGCGGUCUGACAUACUUGGAAAAACGCAAGGUCGAUAGAGAACGAAUGUUCUAUUCAGUAUGGCCUUCGUCGCCCGAGCCAGCUACAGAAUCUGAGACGGAUGGCGAAUCGUCUCCCAGCACUCCUUCCCACAAUUCGAAAAAGAAAUCCAAACAUGAACACAAAAGCGAAAGGAAACACAGGAAAUCUAGUCAUCGUCACAGAUCACACAGGAAACAUCGACGAAAAGCUGAUUCCUCUUCCGGCGGAUCCGAAACGGAGGACGAAAAGGAGAGGCGUAAGAAGAGAAGGGAAAGAGUGAGAGAGAAAGAUCAUGGUGGAGAAGACAGAUCGCAGGCAACGGCAAAUGAUGUGAAAGAAAUAGACGAAGAAGACUUGGAAAAUUUGGAAAAUUUUUGGGUUGAGAAGAAAGUUGACCUUCCAGAAGAUCUUCAAGUCGGGCCAGUACCGAUUCCUGCACAAGAAACGAAACUUGGUGAAAGAGCUUACGGAGGAGCUCUUCUUGCAGGUGAAGGUUCAGCCAUGGCUGCUUAUGUCCAGGAAGGAAAACGUAUUCCACGUCGUGGUGAAAUCGGUCUGACUAGUAAUGAGAUAUCGUCGUUUGAGUCUGUUGGCUAUGUAAUGAGCGGGAGCAGGCAUCGACGAAUGAACGCUGUACGUAUACGUAAAGAAAACCAAGUUAUUUCGGCAGAAGAGAAGAGAGCGCUUAUGCUGUUCAACCAAGAGGAAAAGGCAAAGAAAGAAAACAAGAUUAUAUCAGAUUUCAGAGAAGUGGUUGCAGACAAAAUGCGAGGCAAGACCACACAAUGA
Molecule: messenger RNA, 894 nt
Organism: Paraglomus occultum
Lineage: Eukaryota; Fungi; Glomeromycota; Glomeromycetes; Paraglomerales; Paraglomeraceae
Source: the annotation of a GenBank genome assembly